AUGAUUGGGCGACAAAAAUCCACCAUAGACCUUGUAGUCCGUAAGUUAAAUUCCCAAGAGAAGAAAAUUCACCAGGUUCUAUCCACGUACCGGAAGAAGAAUAAAAAGAAUAAUAAAAAUAUUAAUAAUAAAAAUAAUAAUAAAAAUAAUAAUAUUAAUAAAAUUAAUAACAAUAAUAGUGAUCAUAAUAAAAAUAAAAUAACUAUAAGGAGUAAUAAUGAGAGAUUUAACAACAAGAGAUUUAACAGCGACAACGACGAUGAUGAAGGCUCGGGUUUCGACAAUUAUAACAAUAAUAAUAAUAACAUCGACGAUGAUGAUGAUGAUAACUACGGCGAUGAUGAUGAUGAUGGUGCUGGCUAUCAACUAAUCAGCGACGAGGAGGACGAUGAGUAUGGCCGUCAGCCAAUCAGCGACGAGGACGACGAUGACGUAGAUGACGAGUACUAUUACGAUGAGAAUGGUAACGUAGUAAAACGUCUGAACGAUGACGACGAUGAUGAUGAUGAUUACGAAGAAGAUGAUGAUGAUAAUGAUGCUGGUCGUGAUGAUGAUAUCACUCUUGAAGAUAACAACAACAACAACAACAACAAUAAUAAUAAUAUUACUGAUAGAAUUAAUAACAAUAAUAAUAAUAACCUUGGCAAAACUGCUUCUCUUAGCAACAACAAUGAUAACAACAACAAUAAUAAUAAGAAGAAGAACAGCAGAGGAAUUUCUUUACAUGAUAUCAAAUGUGAUAUUAAAUCAGUCGUUAUAUUAUAUAUAUCUCUGCUAUCAUUUGUAUCAUAUUGUAUCCUAUAAUGGAUGAUAGUUUGUUUAUGUGAUUUUUAAUCUUAUUUCAUUUUUAGAUACUUUAUUUUUUGUUAAUUUUAUAAAUUUAAUAAUGAUUUAUAUUAAUAUUAGUUUAUUAAUUCAUGUUUUCAAGUUUUUAUUUUGAGUUAUCUAUGAAAUAUUCAAGUUUUUUAUUUGUUCAUGACCUAGAUGUGAUUGAUUCAUAUUUAUUGGUUUAUAACCAUUUAUUUGUUCAUUUUUUAAUUCAACCAUUCAUUCGUUCAUUCGUUCAAUCAUUCAUUCGUUCAUUCAUUCAUGUUUCACCAUGUGGAUGUGAAUUUUAUAUCGAUUUUGCUUAUUUUGAUUUAAAAAAAAAAUUGAAAAAUUAAUAAUUCUUUCGUCAAUUUUUGAAAAUUUAAAAUGAAUUAAUGAAUGAACGAGUGAAGAAGUUGUAUCUUUUUUUCUGUCUAUUUGGCUUUCAUUCAUUCACUCUUUCAUUCAUUCGUCUAAAUGUAUUUCUCUCUGUCAUUCACAUUUUUUUACAUGUUCCGUCAACCAUUCAUUCAACCAUUCAAUGGGUUCAUUCGUUCAUUCAUUUAUGAAUUAUUUGAUCAUUCAUUCAUUCAUUUAUUCAUUUAUUCAU
Molecule: messenger RNA, 1417 nt
Organism: Helobdella robusta
Lineage: Eukaryota; Metazoa; Annelida; Clitellata; Rhynchobdellida; Glossiphoniidae
Exons: 2
Coding region: 1-804 (267 amino acids)
Source: RefSeq, a predicted model, not a curated record